CUUAUUCUCUUUAAAUCUCUUUAAACCGCUUCACAAAACUUAAAAAAAAAAAUCCUCUCUCCUCUUCAGAAAUUGAAGAGGAAUCCAUCGAUCGAUCUGCUAGCAAUCUCUCGCCUCGACUCAAUCACUCUUUUAACAACUUAAAGAAAAUGUCGGGAAUGGCACCAGAAGGAUCUCAAUUUGAUGCACGUCAGUAUGAUGCCAAAAUGAAUGACCUGCUUACAUCAGAUGGGCAGGACUUUUUUACCUCAUAUGAUGAGGUUUAUGAUAGCUUUGAUUCGAUGGGUCUUCAAGAAAAUCUGUUGAGAGGGAUUUAUGCUUAUGGAUUUGAAAAACCAUCUGCAAUUCAGCAAAGAGGGAUUGUUCCUUUCUGUAAGGGACUUGAUGUUAUCCAACAGGCUCAAUCAGGAACUGGAAAAACUGCAACUUUCUGCUCUGGAAUUCUUCAGCAGCUUGAUUAUACUGUGGUUGAGUGCCAAGCUUUGGUUCUUGCCCCAACUCGAGAACUUGCCCAGCAAAUUGAGAAAGUUAUGAGAGCAUUAGGUGAUUAUCUUGGAGUGAAAGUUCAUGCUUGUGUUGGAGGAACUAUUGUCCGCGAGGACCAGAGGAUUCUUUCUAGUGGCGUUCAUGUAGUCGUUGGUACGCCAGGUCGUGUAUUUGACAUGUUGAGGAGGCAAUCUCUGCGUCCCGAUUACAUCAAGAUGUUUGUAUUAGACGAGGCAGAUGAAAUGCUUUCACGCGGUUUCAAAGACCAGAUCUACGACAUAUUCCAGCUUCUUCCUUCAAAGGUCCAGGUCGGAGUUUUCUCUGCCACCAUGCCCCCAGAGGCACUCGAGAUAACUCGCAAGUUCAUGAACAAACCUGUGAGAAUCCUCGUGAAACGGGACGAACUUACACUCGAAGGUAUCAAGCAAUUCUAUGUCAAUGUUGAAAAGGAGGAGUGGAAACUAGAAACCCUCUGUGACCUCUAUGAAACUCUAGCCAUCACUCAGAGUGUCAUAUUCGUAAAUACCAGGCGCAAGGUUGAUUGGCUCACCGACAAGAUGAGGAGCAGAGAUCACACAGUUUCAGCCACCCACGGGGACAUGGAUCAGAACACUAGGGACAUUAUUAUGAGAGAAUUUCGUUCUGGGUCUUCUCGUGUUCUUAUUACUACUGAUCUCCUUGCUCGAGGUAUUGAUGUUCAGCAAGUGUCUUUGGUCAUUAACUAUGAUUUGCCGACUCAACCGGAGAACUAUCUUCAUCGUAUUGGACGAAGUGGGAGGUUCGGGAGGAAGGGUGUCGCGAUAAACUUCGUGACACGUGAUGAUGAGAGAAUGUUGUUUGAUAUCCAGAAGUUUUACAAUGUGGUGGUUGAGGAGCUGCCUUCUAAUGUUGCUGAUCUCCUGUGAUUUGAUGAUUAGUUUGUGUUUUUCAUCGGACUUAUAUUUACACGCAUAUUUUAAUAAUGCUUAUCAAACUUGCUUUGAUUCUCUUGAGGAGUUAAGAGUCUGCUUUAUUCGCGAUGAUGGUGAUCGAAAGCUAAGCAUUUUCCGUAAAUUUUGUAAUGAUGGUCGUGGUAAUGUUAUAGCAGGCAUAUGGAUCAAACAUUUUUCUGUAGUUUGUUUUGUUUAGUUUUGUAACUCAUCGUGGGAAGGAUUAUGAUGAUUUUGAAUUUGUGAUUGGUAGAAUAUCCAGUUCUACCUUUGUUUUUGAAAUUAUAUCCUGUAUUACUUGGUUUGUUUAUUGAUUGGGAUUGCGGCUAACGCUUUCAUUCA
This is a messenger RNA of Asparagus officinalis (garden asparagus), 1757 nucleotides long. Its product is annotated as eukaryotic initiation factor 4A-8-like. The transcript has 5 exons. The record is from RefSeq and is a predicted model, not a curated record. NCBI's taxonomy places the organism in Eukaryota, Viridiplantae, Streptophyta, Magnoliopsida, Asparagales, Asparagaceae. Gene Ontology annotation, cellular component: cytoplasmic stress granule. Gene Ontology annotation, molecular function: ATP binding; RNA helicase activity; translation initiation factor activity. Bases 150 to 1391 code for a protein of 413 amino acids. Gene Ontology annotation, biological process: cytoplasmic translational initiation.